AUGCUAAAAAAAACAUGGCUCCUGAGCCUCGAAGCGUUACUCCUCCUCCUGAAAGGAUGGCACCCUCCAUUGGUUUCCCCAGCCCCUCAUCUUCUUCCUGGACUUCUUGGUCUGCUGAUGCGGUGUUCAACUGCUGGUCCGACCUCCUCAACUUCUAAUCUGUGGGUUGUCAAUGCCGACAACACCCAGGACACCGCCAUCCUGAAACUCUCAGAGAAACCUGGGCCGUCAUCAUGGUUGAAGGAGUUUGUGUUGGUUGGUUUCCAGGGAGGGAAAUUGGCCAAGCGCCUGGAAUAUACACAUUGCCCUGACCCCUUCUGCGGUCUGAAUGGUCCUGCACCUGAGAAUUGUAUUGCAGCUUGGUGCACUGUGAAAACUGCAGGGGGGUGA
Messenger RNA from Suillus clintonianus, 390 nucleotides. RefSeq lists its product as uncharacterized. The transcript has 3 exons. The record is from RefSeq and is a predicted model, not a curated record. The coding region runs from base 1 to 390 and encodes 129 amino acids. NCBI's taxonomy places the organism in Eukaryota, Fungi, Basidiomycota, Agaricomycetes, Boletales, Suillaceae.